This is a messenger RNA of Fonsecaea pedrosoi CBS 271.37, 846 nucleotides long. RefSeq lists its product as uncharacterized. The coding region runs from base 1 to 846 and encodes 281 amino acids. The transcript is spliced from 3 exons. Gene Ontology annotation, cellular component: cytoplasm. The record is from RefSeq and is a predicted model, not a curated record. Gene Ontology annotation, molecular function: oxidoreductase activity, acting on the CH-OH group of donors, NAD or NADP as acceptor. NCBI's taxonomy places the organism in Eukaryota, Fungi, Ascomycota, Eurotiomycetes, Chaetothyriales, Herpotrichiellaceae.
AUGGGCUCUGCCGAGCAGCAGAGGGUAGCCAUCCUUACGGGUGCAGCCACCGGAAUGGGCCAUGGAGUUGCGGUAGAUCUUAGUAGAAAAGGCUGGAAGGUCGCUAUUCUCGACUACAACGAGCAACAGGGGAAAGCUGCCGCAGCAGAGAUCAACGCCGAUUUCUAUCUUGUCGACGUGAGGUCUUGGAAGCAGCAAUAUGAGGCCUUUGCCGCGGUGAUCAAAGAGUAUGGCCGAGUAGACUUUGUUUUCGGAAAUGCUGGCAGGUCUGACACGGUGGACCAUUUCGAUUUGGAAAACACAACCAUUGACCCAACGAAGCCUCCAAAUCUAGAGGUGCUCGACAUAAAUCUCUAUGGCGCAAGUUACACCACCAUUCUCGCCUUACAUGCUUUCCAUCGCAACCCACCUGCGGUGAAGGAUUGCCUGCUUGUUCUUACAUCCAGCGGUGCCGGCCUAUAUCCUGCUGGAGUACAACCCCUCUAUGGAGCGGCUAAGCACGGCAUCAUUGGCCUCGCUCGAAGUGUAGCGUGGCGUUACAAAAACAGCAGAAUCAGGUCAUGUGCAUUGGUACCUGGUCUGGUACCUACACCCAUUAUGCCUCAAUCAAUCAUCGAACGGCAGGAUAAGGAUACCAUAACCCCGGUGUCACACAUUGUGACGGCAGUCAACGAUAUGAUCGACAGCCGACGAAAUGGUGCCACCUGUGAAGCUAGCGUCAAUCAGCUGUUCUAUCGUGACCCUCCAGAGUAUCCAGAUGCUGCACAACGGAAGGUUAUGGAGGAAGUAUGCGACUCGAUGGCAGAAGACUUCAAGAGACUCCGGGAAUCAACAGCCGCCAAGUAG